Ananas comosus (pineapple) is the source of this 4411-nucleotide messenger RNA. RefSeq names its product auxin response factor 19-like. NCBI's taxonomy places the organism in Eukaryota, Viridiplantae, Streptophyta, Magnoliopsida, Poales, Bromeliaceae. Gene Ontology annotation, cellular component: nucleus. Bases 448 to 3870 code for a protein of 1140 amino acids. Gene Ontology annotation, molecular function: DNA binding; protein binding. The transcript has 14 exons. The record is from RefSeq and is a predicted model, not a curated record. Gene Ontology annotation, biological process: regulation of DNA-templated transcription; response to hormone.
AGCCGCAACAUUUUCCAUUAAAAAAGUAAUGUGGCCAUAGAGAAUGAGAAAGAAAGAGAGAGAGAGAGAGAAGGAGAGAGAUCGCUCUUUGGUCCGCGGCGCACACGCUUGCUUCGCCCCCCCUCUCUCUCUCUCUAAAACCCUUUUCUCUCUCGUCUUCCUCUUCUUCUUCUUCUUCUUCUCGUUUGUGUUGUGUGGUGUAGUGUAGUGUAGCUCGCUUCUGGUCCCUCUCUUGUCCCCUCACGAUUCCCAAACGCUCGCCUCUCUCUAUCUCUCGAUCCCCUCCCUAGGGUUUCUUCGUCCCCGAUCUCUCCGCUCCUCGGCGCCCUUCUACUCCGACACGCUCCCGCGAAUCUCCGCACCUCCUCCUCCUCCUCCUCCGACCGCACCAUGCGGCGGAGGUGAGAAGUCGCCGGAGCCGAAGAGGACGAAUAAGAGGGCGGCGCCAUGAAGGGCCCAGCGAGCUCCACCGUCGCCGCCGCGGAGGCGGGCGGCGGAAGCGAAGUGGAGAGGAGGGCGAUAAACGCGGAGCUGUGGUACGCGUGCGCGGGGCCGCUGGUGAACCUUCCUCCGGUUGGGAGCCUCGUCGUCUACUUCCCCCAAGGCCACAGCGAACAGGUUGCAGCUUCUAUGCAAAAGGACAUCGAUGCGCAUGUUCCAAAUUAUCCAAAUCUCCCGUCAAAGUUGAUAUGCCUCCUUCAUAAUGUCACUUUGCAUGCUGAUCCAGAGACGGAUGAAGUGUAUGCUCAGAUGACUCUCCAGCCAGUCAACACAUAUGAUAAGGAGGCAUUACAAUUAUCAGAGCUCGCACUAAAGCAAACUAAGCCACAAACAGAAUUCUUUUGUAAAACACUGACAGCAAGUGAUACAAGCACUCAUGGGGGUUUCUCUGUGCCUCGUCGUGCUGCAGAGAAGAUCUUUCCUCCUCUCGAUUUUUCAAUGCAGCCUCCUGCUCAGGAAUUGCAGGCCAGAGACUUGCACGAUAAUUUAUGGACCUUCCGCCAUAUAUAUCGAGGUCAGCCUAAAAGGCACUUGCUGACAACUGGUUGGAGCCUAUUUGUGAAUGGAAAGAGGCUUGUAGCUGGUGACUCGGUCUUAUUUAUAAGGGAUGAGAAGCAGCAGCUUCUAUUGGGAAUUAGACGUGCUAAUAGGCAACCUACUAACAUAUCAUCAUCUGUCCUAUCAAGUGAUAGCAUGCAUAUAGGGAUUCUUGCUGCAGCAGCCCAUGCUGCAGCAAACCACAGCCCAUUUACAGUUUUCUAUAACCCUAGGGCCAGUCCAUCGGAAUUUGUAGUUCCUUUUGCCAAGUACCAAAAAGCAGUGUACGGCAAUCAAAUAUCACUUGGAAUGCGUUUUAGGAUGAUGUUUGAAACCGAAGAAUCAGGAACGAGAAGGUACAUGGGUACUAUUACAGGCAUUAGUGAUCUGGAUUCCAUAAGGUGGAAGAACUCACAAUGGCGUAAUUUGCAGGUAGGAUGGGAUGAGUCUGCGGCCGGUGAGAGGCGUAACAGGGUUUCUCUAUGGGAGAUUGAACCUGUUGCUGCUCCUUUUUUUAUAUGCCCCCCUCCAUUUUUCAGAGCCAAGCGGCCAAGACAACCGGGGAUGCCAGAUGAUGAGUCGUCAGAAAUGGAAAAUCUUUUCAAGAGGGCAAUGCCUUGGCUUGGUGAGGAAAUAUGUAUCAAGGACCCUCAAACCCAGAGCACUAUAAUGCCUGGCCUCAGCUUGGUCCAAUGGAUGAACAUGCAACAGAAUGGGUCCUCGCUUUCCAACGCAACCAUGCAAACAGACUAUCUCCGCUCCUUGACUGGACCUGUUGGGCCGAAUCUAGGCCCAGCUGAUCUAUCCAGGCAAUUGGGCCUACAGGCCCAUCAUCUGCUGCAGCAGCAGAAUAAUGUACAGUUCAAUGCCUCUCGGUUACCUCAGCAAACCCAGCAACAAAUUGAUCAACUGUCUAAGGUGUCAGUCCCAUUGAACCAAUUGGGUACUGUUUCUAGACCGAACCCAGAAAUACAAGAUAUUAGCUGUGAAGCAAGGCAUCAACCCGUGAACCAGCCAUUGCCGCCGAACACAAGUAAGACCAAUCUUGCACAGAAUCAAGUAUUGGUUCAGUCUCAAAUCCAGCAACAGCCACAACCUAUGAUACAGAACCAGCAACAGCCAUUACAAAACCAGCCUCAGAAUCAGCAAGUUCUUCUGCAGCAGCAAAUUCUUCAACAGCCGAAGCUGAUACCAAACCAGCUCCUUAAUCAAACGAAUCAGCAGUUGCAGUUAUCCGAUCAUCAGCUACAAUUGCAGCUUUUACAGAAGAUACAACAGCAGCAGCAACAGUCCUUAUUGCUGCAGGAACAGCAGAAGAUACUGCUCGACGUGCAACAACAAUUAUCUAACACCCACUCGGUUCCUCCUCAAGCAGCUUCUCAACAAUGCACAAAAAGUGUUUCUUCCCAGGCCAUGAGGCUCCCGCAGCAGCAGCAGCAGCAGCAGCUUCUUCCACAGCAGCAGCUUCUUCCACAACAGCAGCAGCAGCAGCAGCAGCAGCAGCAGCUUCUUCCACAGCAGCAGCAGCAGUCGCAGCAAAAGCUUCAACAACAGCAAGUUCUUCUUCCAGAAUUGCCAGGGACCGUUCUUCCUUCGUCAAAUUCAAUGAUCAACAUAAUCUCGACGGGUGGCAACUCGUCGAAUGCAGUUGGGGCUCAACAUUCGGUGCUCACAGACGACAUUCCUUCUUGCUCUACUUCUCCUUCAACAAACAAUGGUGGUGUUCUUGUUCAGUCCAUUUUAAAUAGGACCCAAUCCCGCAGUAUGAUAAAUACCACGGAGAAGACAUCCCAAUCAGCUGUGACCAUUUUGAGCUCUAACCCCAUGGAAGCUGUGGUGGGAAGCCCUACCAUCAGCAAGGACUUGCCACCGAAGCCACUUAAUAGUAACAUAAAGCCAUGCACGCCGCUUCCGAAGAUUCAAAAUCACGGGCCUGUUGGCCCACAAACACAACACAUGUACAACACCCCUCAAACUGAUUACUUGGACACGACUUCUUCAGCUACAUCAGUGUGCCUUUCUCAGCCUGAUGGGCCUUUGCAACAAGGCUAUUCCCCUCUUUCUUCUUUCAAUCAGCCAACUAUGUACAGAGAUGUGCCACCAGAGUGUGAGGCCCAGGUGGCUGAUCCAAGAAACAAUGUUUUAUUUGGGGUUAACAUUGAUGGUCCAUUGGGCCUGCCUCUAACUACAGAUGCUUUACUUACGAAUGGCAUUGAGUCGGGAAAGUAUCAGAAUAAUACGCCCGGAAAUGUGGUCGCCAAUUACAACACCUCGAGAGAUGCUCAGCAAGAGCUAUCAUCGUCUAUGGUUUCUCAACCUUUUGGGGUUGCCGACAUGGCAUUUAAUUCUAUAGAUUCUACAAUCACGGACAACAGCUUUUUGAAUAGGAAUUCAUGGCAACCGGCUCCUCCACUUCAACGAAUGCGGACUUAUACCAAGGUUCAUAAGCGUGGAGCUGUAGGGAGAUCUAUUGACAUCACUCGCUAUUCCGGAUAUGACGAGCUGAAACAAGAUCUUGCCCGCAUGUUCAGUAUUGAGGGGCAGCUUGAAGAUCGACAAAGAGUUGGCUGGAAGUUAGUGUAUGUUGAUCACGAGGAGGAUGUUCUACUUGUUGGAGACGACCCUUGGGAGGAGUUUGUAAACUGCGUGCGGUACAUCAAGAUACUGUCCCCACAAGAAGUUCAACAAAUGAGCUUAGAAGGCGAAUUCCGACACAACAACAUCCUCCCUAACCAAGCGUGCAGCAGCUCGGAGAAUGGCGGAAAUGCCUGGAGGGGCCCCCAAUAUGACCACAACAACCCUUCCGCCGGAUCCUAUGAGCAAUUGGAAUGACUUCUAAUUUUUUAACCAAGUCCUCCUCGCGCAGCAAUAAACUUAUCGUUUCAGCCCUAGCAGGUGCCUUUCACAAUCAUUUCUCAACCCAAAGGUGAUGCAACUUAAAAAUGGCCGGGAUCGAGACAAGAUGCAAAGAACGGCUUGCUGUCUCAGUCUUCACUGAUCGGAUGAGAGAUGGACAGUUGGGGUUAGUAAUUCGAGCUCUGCAAUCCAUUUAUUUUCUCCAUCUAUUAUAUAGCUAUAUAUUAGCUACAUUUGUCAGUUGACGUCAUAGAUUCCUGAUGUGUAUAUUUGUAGUCUCUGGGUAUAACACACGAGUAUCGAUGAUUAAAAUUGUAGUUGGAUGUUCAAGCUUAGAGGAAGCUAAAAGCUUAUUUUUAUUUGUCAGCAUUUUCCUGCAAUCUAUUGCAGUACAAAUCGCCGUUCUAAUGUAAUAUACUCCUGCUUUCCAUGCCCUUGUAAAAUUUCCAAAAUUCAAACUGUUGCUGGAAAGUAAAACUGUUAGAAAAUUGGAGGACCUUUUCGCCUAAUUUCUCCA